This is a messenger RNA of Penicilliopsis zonata CBS 506.65, 1450 nucleotides long. RefSeq lists its product as hypothetical. Gene Ontology annotation, molecular function: cysteine-type deubiquitinase activity. The transcript has a single exon. Gene Ontology annotation, biological process: protein deubiquitination. Lineage: Eukaryota; Fungi; Ascomycota; Eurotiomycetes; Eurotiales; Aspergillaceae. The record is from RefSeq and is a predicted model, not a curated record. The coding region runs from base 136 to 1119 and encodes 327 amino acids.
GCGGGGAUGAAGGCGAUGAUUUCCGCGCUGUCUGUACAAGACAUCUGGACAGGCAUCACCAAUUACUUCUCUCGCUGUUUUUUCUAUACUUAGUCAUCAUAUAUUUCGGUACACCUGUUGAAUUUCUUUUUUAUCAUGGACGAUCUACUGGCAAGGCACCGCAAGGAGCAGAGAGACCUCCAGGGCCGCAUCACGCAGAAGAAGAAGGCGGCCACCAAGAAGACACGAAAGGGUAUCAACGAUGAAUGCGAACGCCUUUUGAAGGAAUUGUCAGAGAAACAACAAACGGAGAUCCUCCAGCUCAAUGGCGAUGAGCCGCCUGUACCAGAGCUGGACGAUCUCAGUCUGCAAGAUGACUCGGUAACGGCCACCGAAACCAACGACAACACAGAAUCGAACCCCCCUCCGACGACGACGACGACGACGACGACGAGUAAUGAAACGCCGCAAGAAACAACAGAGAAUGCAGCUCGUACCAAGAAACCGAAUCGACAGAAAGCCCGUCUAGCUCGACGGGCCGCCGAGCAAGUAGCGCUGGCAGAGAUAGCGGCCGAGGAGGCAUCGAAGCAGACCGACCACCGGGGAAACGAACGGGAGGUGAUGAGCGAGGUGUUUACCCGGCUACAUCUGACCGAGAUCGAGAUCAACCCAGACGGACACUGUCUGUAUUCCGCGGUGGCCAAGCAACUGGAUGCAUCAGGACUGGGAUUGCGGCCCGACCCCGACCGGAUCCUCCUGCAACCGACAACGCAGUCUCGGAUCGACACGGUGACGUCUCCGACGCACGAUGGCUACCGGGCUGUUCGUGCGGUCACCGCAGACUUCAUUGUGGGGAACAAGGAUGAUUUUGUGCCGUUCAUGGAGGAGCCACUGGACGAAUACACGCAGAAGAUCCGGCUGACGGCCGAGUGGGGGGGGCAGCUCGAACUCCAGGCGAUCGCGAGGGCCUACGGGGUCGAUAUCAAUGUCAUCCAGGGCGACGGACGGAUCGAGAAGAUCGAGUCUGGCGACGGCGACAGUUUCGACGAGGAGGAAAAGCGCCGGCGAGUCAUUUGGUUGGCGUAUUACCGCCACUCCUACGGGCUGGGCGAGCAUUACAACGCUCUUGUCAAGAAGUAACCUUACAUCAUAUCUCCAGAACAACCAGCCUUGCCUUUUUCUGAGCAGCGAUGACAUUCUCAAAAACAUAAUAGACUUGGCAUAUUGUGAAGGCUAUACUUUCAUCCUCGGCAUGAAUCCACUCGCGUUUAAGCACUAGCCGGUCAACAUCAAGAUUCAAAGAUUCAGGAAUCACGUCAGUGAUAUUUAUUAUCUUAUCGAUAAGAUAUGAGUAACUAUUAUGGUAGUUACAACGUUGUGUUAUAGUACAACUUGUAGUUAAUCUGUACUCCGUAGUUACUCUGUACAACUAUCUAUCCAAUCCCUUCAAUCUAGACUGCUAGAUCUCAAU